Molecule: messenger RNA, 887 nt
Organism: Papilio polytes (common Mormon)
Lineage: Eukaryota; Metazoa; Arthropoda; Insecta; Lepidoptera; Papilionidae
Gene: maf-S
Product: transcription factor MafK
Exons: 4
Coding region: 221-634 (137 amino acids)
Biological process (GO): regulation of transcription by RNA polymerase II
Cellular component (GO): nucleus
Molecular function (GO): RNA polymerase II cis-regulatory region sequence-specific DNA binding; DNA-binding transcription factor activity, RNA polymerase II-specific
Source: RefSeq, a predicted model, not a curated record
CACUGUUGUUAUUUUCUUUUUAUCUUAAAGUGAAAAUUACUGCAAGAAAGGAAAAGAUCUAAAGAGAUAAACAUUGCUCGUGAACAUUAAAAAUACAUGUUUAAUUACUUGUGCUUCAUACUUAUGGUAGAUUUAAAUAUUCUAUAUAUCUCUUCGUUGCGAUAAAAAAAUUGUAUACGUCGUAACGGGUGCUCCGUUACUUUGCCAAUAAAACCUUAUUAUGCCUCAUGAUUUAAAGGAACUGGGUGUAAGGAAAGCUAUAAUGGCUCCCUUGUCCCCGACACCCUGCGCAGAGAUCAGUGAUGAUGAACUUGUCUCCAUCUCUGUGCGAGAUCUAAACCGACAGCUUAAGAUGAGAGGAUUGACACGAGAUCAAAUUGUAAGAAUGAAACAAAGACGUAGAACUCUCAAGAACCGAGGUUAUGCAGCCUCGUGUCGUAUCAAACGAAUAGAACAGAAAGAUGAACUGGAAACGGAAAAAAGUCAAGAAUGGCAUGAUAUGGAAGCUAUGCAAGAAGAGAAUACUAGAAUCCGUGAUGAAAUAGAAGCUUUAAGAAGUAAAUAUGAUGCGUUGAAGAGAUUUGCUUUGAUGAAAAGUAUCCCUUUACCACCAGAAUUGGAAAUGUUGCCAUAAAUAUAAGGAAAAUACGAAAAAAUGCAUUUAUAUAAGGUUUGGUAGAUAAGUUAUUUACAAUAAUGAUGAGUUCAAACUUUUAAAGACACAUGUAUAUGUGCAAUUUUGUAGAUUUUUGAAUAAUUUGUUUUUGAAUGUUUUUUCGGAUUUUACCAGUACUAUAAGACAAAAUAGGGAGAUUUUUUAAUACAAUUAUAAUUAAAUAUAGUUCAGUAAAUAGAAUUUAAGUUAAUUUUGGGUGUCAAGGUUAUAU